AUGUCUUUCCUCACCUCCGUACGUGCAUCGAUCAGCCCUCGCGUGGCCAUCAGACCAGGCUACAGGGCCGUCUCGGCCUUCCACAACUCCCCCGCUCGCCUGGGCUUGAAGGAGUCAGAUCGGAACCGCGAUGAUCUGGACUCCUACUACGAGGCUGAGAAGCAAGAUCAGUUGAAGAGUACCAAGGAGGGCAAGGCCAAGUGGAAGGGCGAGCUUGCUAGCAACAGUGAGGCAUCGGUCAAGGCGGACCGUGGCGAGCUUGACAGCGACGAUAAGGACUUCGAAUCACUCCAAAGUCGCACUAAGGAUCUGCCGAACAGAAGUGGCCCUGUGAACAAGUCUCAAUAG
This is a messenger RNA of Aspergillus lentulus, 348 nucleotides long. RefSeq lists its product as uncharacterized. NCBI's taxonomy places the organism in Eukaryota, Fungi, Ascomycota, Eurotiomycetes, Eurotiales, Aspergillaceae. The record is from RefSeq and is a predicted model, not a curated record.